AUGACCAGCGACCCCAUGACGAUCAAACGAGCCCGAAAGGAAGUUCUCCAUGCACCCACCUCUGUGGAAGACAUCAAGAUCUACCUAUGCUUUGGAGUACGGGAAGUCGACGGGAUGCAGCAAGCGCGGCGAGAGGUCGCAGAGUAUGGUGGAUGGAGUCUUCUCCAGCCCCUCGCGCUCAUCCCCAGUACUUCCUUCGCCUCAAGUCCCUCGACCAAGGAGCUCAAAGAUAUGGUCCUGCCCCAUGUGAUCCCUCUGGACGACGACUUGCCGCCCAAGCAAUUGCCUCACGAGCGCUCAGUGUGCUCGGACGAGGCUUGUCUUCACGAGCGCUCAUGCACCAAGCUUGUAUCGGAGCUGCGAAAGAAAGAGGCGCAGAUACAAUCCCUCAAGAAUAGCAUGAAGGAGCUCCAAGCUCGGUACCAACGCGAUACGAAGCAGCUCCAACACACCAUGGCCACCGUGACGACGCACGCACAUGCAAGCGACAAGCUGCGCGCUAAGCAGUCCCGCGUACUCAAAGCCUCGCUUCAAAAGGCGUCGGCCAAUUUGAGCUACUACCUCAACCAAAGCUGA
Saprolegnia diclina VS20 is the source of this 576-nucleotide messenger RNA. RefSeq lists its product as hypothetical. Lineage: Eukaryota; Oomycota; Saprolegniomycetes; Saprolegniales; Saprolegniaceae. The transcript has 7 exons. The record is from RefSeq and is a predicted model, not a curated record. The coding region runs from base 1 to 576 and encodes 191 amino acids.